GCGGGCGCGCUUAACGGGGGGUUUUUUUUUCGAGCUUCGAGGGUCGAGAGCGAGAGAUUGAGCAAUCUGGUGCGAUUGUGUCUCUUGUAAUCUGCCCAUGAGAGUCACUUCGUUGCCUCCACCGCCUCCUUUUCUCUUUCUUGUCGUUACUUCUCUGUAUGUGGAUUCUUUUGGUGGUUUUCGCGUUUCGUUUGGCGGUGUGUGGUGCCAUAUCCAUUCCCCAGGGUUUCGGGUUGCCGGACGCCGUGUUUGUUGCUAGUUUGUAAGCUUGGUCGUGUUCUGGAGAGGUUUGGGCUGCUUGACUUACGGUUUCUGUCUCGAUUGCAAAGAAAUCGUCAGUCGAAGCUCCAGCUCCUUCGAAGCUUGCGGUUUACGUGGACGUUUUUCUUAUUUUUUCGGUUUUCAAGGGGGAUAGUUAGUGGGAGGAGUUAUGGCUCAGCGAUUGCCUCCCGGUUAUCGCUUUCAUCCUACUGAUGAAGAGCUUGUUGCGUAUUACUUGAAAUACAAAAUCAAUGGGAAGCAGAUUGAGAUGAACCCCAUCGCUGUGGUAGACCUCUACAAGUGCGAGCCAUGGGAUUUGCCUGUGAAGUCUGGCGUUGGAGGCAAUGAUCAGGAGUGGUACUUCUAUAGUGCUCGGGACAAGAAGUACCCAAAUGGUGCCCGUACCAACCGAGCCACGCAGCGUGGCUACUGGAAGUCUACCGGCAAGGACCGGGUUGUCAAGUGUGCGAUUUCGACUGGUAUGAAGAAGACCCUUGUUUACUACACAGGGCGAGCUCCACGCGGCGAACGCACUGAUUGGGUCAUGCACGAGUAUAGAAUGGAAGAUAGAGUGUAUGAGAAUUUAAGAGGGCCUCAAGAGCCUUACGUUCUCGCCCGUGUCUUCAAGAAGAGCGGGUCUGGUCCAAAGAACGGGGAGCAAUACGGUGCCCCGUUUAUCGAGGAACCUAGCAGCCCUCUCUCUGGUAAUGGAGGAGAGACUUCUGAGCCUUAUGAGCAACCUGCCGUUGAGUAUCCUCUGCCACUGCUGAAGGUCGAGCCUGGCCUUUCACCACAGUUGGAGAAUUAUGGAAAUGAAUGUGAAUCUCCGUAUUUCAAUAACAUGUGCAUGCAGGAGCUGGAAGAUCUCAUGUUCAGUGAAUCAUUCGAUACGGAUGUUCCUAGGCUUGCGAAUGGCGAUUUAGAUGGGGUUUCUAUCGGCUCCCCCACGUCUGUGCAAGAUGGAUUCAGGUGGGAGGAUCUUUUACCUGAGCAGCCUCAGGCUACUACCGAGGACGAUACAUGGAAGGACCUUGUAAUUAACAAUGUGGACGAGCUCUUGUCAGGCAAUGACCGUUUCAUUGCCGAUGGCAGUCUUGGUAUGGGCACAACACAACAUGUGGUGCACGAUACGGAUGAUCUGCUUUCUGGUCCUGGGGAUUACUCAGGUGAUGGCGACUUUUUGGAGAUCAAAGAUUUGAUCAAUCUUGAAGAUGAUAUUGACGUCUCUGGCUCAAAUAUUUCGGUUGGUGAGUAUGAAGGAUUCGACUUCAGUGCUUCUGCAAUUCAAUUGCGACCUCCAAGGAUCGUUCAAUGGCCGAUGCAAUUUGACCCUCAGGGUGAGACUUCUCGACGAAUGUUGUUGGCGUGUCGUCCUGGAAGCCAGCCGGAGCAGUUUUCUAGUACUUUGUCAGCCCCAAGGAUCCUCCAUACCAGUGCGUCUUCUAGAAAUUUGUCGGAUUUUGCUGAUCGCGCGAUAUCCAGUACUGGUCUUCACACAUCUGCAGAAGAAGGGUGGUCAAAUGACGGAGACCUUGUGACUUUGGCGCGCGAGGGUUCUGGUUAUGUACCAGAUGCAGAUUUUGGGUCGAAUGUUGAAGGUACGCAGUCUUCUUCAAGCUUUGUGGAUCCGGAAGAUGCAGGCAUUGUUGCUCCUUCUUGGGGCGCUGGAGGUGAUCCGGUGUCAGAUUAUCCAGCUACUUCUACAGAGUUUUCCUCUAAUUACUGGGAGACGUGUGGCUCCGAUCCCGUCCCUCAAGCUGCAGACAUUAAACAGAAAGCAUCUGGGAAACUAACUUCAGGAUUAAGUAGUCUCUUGACACCAAUUCUUCCAGCCUCAGCUGCUGAGCUACCCAGCUUCUCUAAUACUUACGUGACAGCUUCCGAUACACAUGUGACUGCCUUAACCAUUACCUGUUCAUGCUCUGAAAAUGGUGCGAAGACUGUGCAGGCUGUUAUGAUGAACUACGCUGGAGGGAAAUUACACCAAGAGACGAUGUCUGGAACAUGGAAACCUUGCACCGAAGAUUGCAAACUACAAAAUUGUGUCCAUUGCAGCCAAAGAAGAGCAUCUCAAAGGCAAUUAGCGAAGGGGUCUAGAAGUGGUUUUGUGUAUGUUUUCUUGUUGGGAGUUGUCUCAGCUAUUAUCUGGUUUUUGUUGUUGCGAGGCUCAUGGCGGAUAGCACAACAUUUGUAUAAUCUGAUUUUGUAACUUCCACUUCUGCUCCUAGUUUGUAGAUAUUUUUUUAAUAUCUGAGCUGUACAUUUACCACUUGUCUAGGCUAAAUUAUGUAUAGUAGUUUCAAUUUCAUUGCCAUCAGGUCAAUUCAAUCCAUGGUUGAUUGACUAGCGCAAUCUAUCUUAGAGAAGUCGCGGCAGAUGCUAGCCUGGGACAUUGAAAUCCAAUGCCUGCAAUUGUUUGAAGUUAAUAUCUUCAAAUCUGUAAUUUUUACAUAUUGUCAGCAAAAAGGAAACGACAAAUUUUUCUGCGCAACUUUUUUUCAUAA
This is a messenger RNA of Physcomitrium patens, 2765 nucleotides long. RefSeq lists its product as uncharacterized. Gene Ontology annotation, biological process: regulation of DNA-templated transcription. NCBI's taxonomy places the organism in Eukaryota, Viridiplantae, Streptophyta, Bryopsida, Funariales, Funariaceae. The record is from RefSeq and is a predicted model, not a curated record. Gene Ontology annotation, molecular function: DNA binding.